Molecule: messenger RNA, 2241 nt
Organism: Macrosiphum euphorbiae (potato aphid)
Lineage: Eukaryota; Metazoa; Arthropoda; Insecta; Hemiptera; Aphididae
Source: the annotation of a GenBank genome assembly
AUGACGGAUUGUUUCGGACUAUGCCGGUUAUUCGAACGGGAACACUCGAGCGGCAAGAUGGGUAACGAUCUGCCUAAACCGAACGAGAAUUACGUAGUGGUACCGACCGGUGACAACAUGAUUCGCCGAACACCAAACACGACAGGCAUGGGUCCAUUAAACCUAGAAUGGAUUAACUACUGCUUCGUAAAAAAUGGACAAAAACACAGGACCGAUAAGUAUUAUUGUAUGUACGAUAGGAAUCCAACUUUAGUGGUACGCAGAGGAUUUCCUGUUUGCUUUUACUUGAAAUUCGACAGAGAGUUUGACAUGGCUAAUGACAGUGUGUCGUUUAUGUUCAAAUUGGCUGAAACUGGAGAUGCAAACUUUGGAAAUAACACUAUGGCUGCCGUGCCCUUAAAGGAUAAUCCAAGCAACGGCAAUGGCCAUUGGUCAGCGUACGUGAUGUCUACUGAUGACGUGGACCCAAACGUAGUCAGCGUUAGAAUUACUCCACCGAAUAACUGCAUUGUGGGACAAUGGAUAUUUGACAUAGACACCCGUACUGGACAAGAAGCAGCUUUGUUCUCAGCUAAAGGAAAUCCCAUUUACAUACUGUUCAAUCCAUGGUGUCCAACGGAUGAAGUUUAUAUAAAGGACGAAGAGCUACGUGACGAGUACGUAUUGAGCGAGGAAGGACUCAUGUGGCGCGGAAGUCACAGCCGGCAGAAAGAAGUCAUGUGGAAAUACGGCCAGUUUCAAAAGAACAUGUUGGAAAGCAGUUUUUUGUUAUUGUUAAAAAUUAGACGGUUAGCACUUAUACACUGCAGUGACCCAAUAAAAGUAUCAAGAAGCCUAUCGGCAGCGGUAAACGCCCCUGAUGAGUUAGGUGUUGUUCAAGGCAACUGGACCGAAGAUUUUUCCGGCGGCACUGCGCCCAUUAAUUGGCUGGGAAGCGUAGACAUUUUGAAUCAAUUCAUUAAAACGAAAAAACCUGUCAAAUACGGGCAAUGCUGGGUCUACGCUGGAGUACUAACUACAGUGUGCAGAGCUAUCGGAAUACCUUGCCGCCCGGUGACCGCAUAUUGUGCAGCUCACGAUACUCAAAAUAGCUUGACGAUCGAUUACUUAGUCGACGACGAAGGAAAAAUAAUAGAAGAAUUACAAACCGAUUCAAUUUGGAACUAUCACGUGUGGAACGAGGUUUGGAUGGCCAGGCCUGAUCUGAACAUCUUGGACCGGAGCUGGCAAGUGAUCGAUGCAACACCACAAGAGCUGAGCGAAGGCCAGUUCAAAUGUGGCCCAGCCAGCGUUACGGCUGUCAAAAAUGGUGACAUAAGAGCACCGUACGACACGGCGUUCGUGUACUCCGAGGUGAACGCAGACAAGGUGUACUGGAGAUACUAUGGCAUAUCUCAACCAAUGAAGCUGUUGAGGAAGGACACGGAAGCAAUAGGCAAACUAAUAUGUACGAAAGCGGUUGGAAAAUGGGAACAGGAAAACAUUACGGACAACUACAAAUAUCCUGAAAAGUCAACUGAAGAAAGGAUCACUAUGCAUAAAGCAUUAAAACAAAAUAACAGCAUAUUUAGCCGUUAUUAUUUAAAUGAGGAUUUCAAUGAAAUCAAAUUUGAUUUUGAGUUAGUCGAUGAUAUUAUCGUGGGAGAAAACUUCAGGGUAGCGGUGAGAAUCACAAACAAAGGUCAUAAAGAUUACACAGUAAACGUAAUAUUGCGGGUCGAUACGGUUGAUUAUACCGGUAAAAAUGGAUCUCUUGUCACCAAAGUCGAACAACAAAAAGUAGUACUUCACGAUCCAGGAUCAAACGUUGAAUUUGUCCAAACCGCGUUGACGUAUUUUGAUUAUGGUAACGAUGUAAAAAGCCAAAAUGUUUUCAACAUAUCAUGUCUGGCGAGCGUGGUUGACACAGACUACGAGUACUUCGGACAGGAUGACUUUAGGGUUAGAAAACCGGAUAUUGAAUUCGAAAUGCAUGAUAAACCUGCCAUGUCACGUGAAGUUCGGGCUACUGUUAAGUUUAGAAAUCCGUUGCCCCUGUCCUUGAAAGACGGAAAAUUCUUAAUCGCUGGUUCAUCGUUACCUAAAACUCUGGAAAUCAAAGUUGGUAAAGUCAGCGCAAAAAAAACGACCAGUGUGUCGUUCAAAUUCACACCACAAUUCACCGGAAAGCAAGUAAUUUCUGCGAAAUUUACGUCCAAACAACUGCAAGACGUCGAUGGUUAUUUACAAUUUAUGGUGUAA